AUGGACAAGCUGUGCGCGGACGCGCUCGCCGACAUCCUCCGCCACCUCCCGCCACGCAACCUCGCCGCCUCCCGCUGCGUCUGCACGGCGUGGCGCGCUGCCGUCGACGGCCACCGCCUGCUGCGCGCGGACCUGCUCCCGCUCUCGCUUGACGCCGUCAUCUUCACGACGGGCGACCCAAGCGACCCACUCCUCUUCUGCCGCCCCACCACGGGGCGCAGCAUCAUCACCAGGUUUGACUACAUCGACGCCGACAUGGAGCCGUGGUACGUGUGGUCUCCCUUGGACUGCUGCAACGGCUUGCUCCUUUUUGAUGACCACGUGGUCAACCCCGCGACGCGGCAGUCCGUGCGGUUCCCCACGUACCCGCCGCCGUGCGCGGUGCCGGGCUGCCCAAGCUGUAAAGACAUCGAGCGUAACCAGUACCUCGUCUAUGAUCCUACCGUGUCGUCGCACUACGGGGUGGUCUUGAUCCCUCAUAUUCCCCGCGAGCUUUCCACAGGGCACAUCGCAAAACAUGCAUGCGGUCAUGGAGCCGACAUCUUGGCAAUGGAGUGGCCACCGUCGCCAUUCAUUAUCGACGUCUUCUCAUCAAAAUCCGGAUGCUGGAAGGAAAAGCCAUACACGCGAGAAGGAGAAGCCGCGGGAACCGUUGCUGACCUGAAAACUGAUCAUGGCGCCUUUCUUUACCACUCUGCAUAUUGGCACGGAGCACUCUACGUUCGUUCCGAAGAAGGUUUUAUGUUGAGGUAUACCCUAACUGCUCACACCUCAUACACCAUAUAUAUAGGAUUUAUUUUUAUUAUUUUCAUUGAGGGAGAUAAUUUGGGUUCAUAA
Messenger RNA from Triticum turgidum subsp. durum (durum wheat), 837 nucleotides. NCBI's taxonomy places the organism in Eukaryota, Viridiplantae, Streptophyta, Magnoliopsida, Poales, Poaceae. The record is from the annotation of a GenBank genome assembly.